Stomoxys calcitrans (stable fly) is the source of this 1415-nucleotide messenger RNA. RefSeq names its product protein late bloomer. Bases 325 to 948 code for a protein of 207 amino acids. The transcript has 4 exons. The record is from RefSeq and is a predicted model, not a curated record. Lineage: Eukaryota; Metazoa; Arthropoda; Insecta; Diptera; Muscidae. Gene Ontology annotation, cellular component: membrane.
AAACUGUUGGCUGUUCGAUUGCUCGCACUCGUCUGUUAGCUGGCCGAGUUUGUUUAGUUUGUAGGUGAACACCAAGCGUGAAAGUUGAACGAAAAAUAUAAGUACGCCGGAUACGUCGUUAGCCGUGUUUCCUUCCUUCGAAUCACAUUUUAACGAAUUUUUAAACUCGAAAUACAAUAAAAAAAAAAAUUGAACAAUUUUCUCCGCGCUUGUGAAAAAGUGAUUGGCAUUUUCAAAAAGAAAAAUCUAAAAAAACAAAUUCUUUUGCCAAAAGUCUCUAAGUGAUUGUGUUCGAAGAAGUUUUUUUUGGGAAAAUUAGCAAACAUGGGUUGUGCUACUACCACCGUCAAAAUUGCAUCCAUCAUAUUUAACAUCAUUUUGGCGAUCUUUGCCAUAGGAUGUAUUAUUGGUAUUUCCUUCAACCCGGAUGCCAUGCGUGAAGAUAUCGCCAUUGGUGCCUACAUUGCCUGCUCCCUCAUAGUGUUCUUUGCUUUCCUUGGAUGCUUUGCGGCAAUACGUGAAUCUGUUUGCCUAACAGCAACUUGUGCCGUAUUCCUACUGGUUCUGGCCGCCUUGCAAAUUGCGCUGACAUGUAUAGGCAUGAGCGACACUGGAGUGCGUAGCGGAGUCGACACCGUCAACAAAGCCUGGGAAGCCAAUGCCAUGGAUGAAAUACAACGCGAACAUGAGUGCUGCGGCAAAGUAAGCCCAAAUGAUUACAUUACUCUGAACAAGGCUGUGCCAAAAAGUUGCUACUUCGAUGAGGAUGAGGCCAACAGUCUCUUUCACGAAGGCUGCAAGGACAAAUUGCAGCAAUACUACGAUAAUGAGUCCUAUUUCUUUGCCAUUGCCUCUUGGUCCUUGGUGGUAUUUGAGAUUAUUGGUUUCCUGCUGGCUCUCUUCUUGGUCAUCAAUUUCCGCAACACACAAAGACGCAUGCAGUUUUAGGAAUUCCAUUAGGCUCUUCAGAUCAACUUUUGUAUUCUAGAAAAUGCAAUCAAAUUUAUAAUAAAUUUGGCAUCGUUUCCAAAUUCUAAUCUAAUUUUAAUGUUUCAAAAUUUCCAAAAUUUCCAUCUAAUACCUCACCCCACUCCGCCCACCACUACCAACAAACACCUUAGAUUUAAGCACAAAUUCUAGCGAUAAGGAACGAAAUUUGGAGGAGAAGUUUAAGUGCAAUUCAUUGACUGUAAUCGUGUGUCUAAGUGUCCAAUUUUCAAAUGAAACGUUUGUACAUGUCAAUUUUCUAGAUGUCUAAGUAAUAACUUUAAAGUACCUAUUCGUUAGUUUAUUGAAAAACAUGUUUCUCUAUGUGUAUUUAUUACAUUUGUGUUAACUACUUAUAUUGUAAAUUAUUAGUUAUUUAUAUACAACCAAAAAAAAAUAUUUAAAUUAAAUAAAGAAGACAACACUCA